AUGCCUCAGGCACCCAACGACGCCCCACUCGAUACCCGUCUCUUCCGGGCGCAAAACAACCACCAUCUAGGAGCUCCAGGAGCCCGACAUUUAGAGCGCACGGAUGGAGACAAAAUGCGACGAAAAGUGCAAAGGUCACUGAUCCAAUUGAUUCCAUUCUGCGUCAUCCUCCUCCUAAUUCUCUACCUCAACCGGCCCCAAUCCAAAAACAAGACCUUCACCUGGACUAAAAUCCGCUACGCAACAACCGCAGCCUCGCUCCCCGAGGCUCGCGGCAAAUGCCCCAAACUAUCAUCCUCCAAGAAACCAGCGCUAGUCGUUUCGCGUGUCGACGCAGACGGUGAUCCGUCCUGGCUGAUCAAACUCGCCGACCGGUACCAUCUCUGCGUGUACCAUGUCGACGCCCCGCCCGACAAGACCUCGGAGUAUCUCCAGGUGCCCGCGAACCGCGGGCACGAAGCGAUGGCCUACCUCACCUUUCUGAUCGACAAUUACGCGGACAUCCCCGCUGCAGGCGCGGUCUUCGUGCACGGGUCGCGCUGGGCGUGGCAUAAUGACGCGCCGGACUACGAUAACGCCGCCCUGCUGGCUGCGCUUGAUAUUGAGCGCGCGCUGCAGCCGUCGGGCUACCACAAUCUGCGCUGCGAUUGGUGCACGAGUACGUGUCUGCCUUCUGCGCCGCCGCAGGGCAGCCUCGAGAUGCGGCUGCAGUCUGCGGUGGCACCGUGGAGCGCGCGCGCAGCGUCGGACAUCGCGCUGCCGCGGGCGCUCGCGUCGAUUUUCGGUGGCGACGAGCAAGAGCAUGGCUCUGCGGGUGCUGCUGGCAAGGUCCACCUGGGCCGCACAGAUACGUUGCGCGCGCAGUGCUGUGCGCAGUUUGUUGUUUCUCGGGAGCGGGUGUGGCAGCAUAGCCGUGACGAGUAUGUCGCGUUGCGGCAGUGGCUGCUGGAUGGGAGUGGGAACGGGGUGGACCGAGGUCAGAGAAAUGACCACGCUGCGCCACAGGAUGAUAAGGUUGCAGGCCGUAUUCUUUCGUACAUGUGGCAUCUGUUGUUCGCGAAGCACAAUGCUGAUGGGGCGAUUGAUCUUGGACAGCUGAAUAAAGAGGCUUGUCCGAGUGCGGAGGACUGUUAUUGUCGUCUUUAUGGCCGGUGUGAUUUGCAAUGUCCGAAUCCUGGGACCUGUCAGGGACAGUAUCAGAUUCCGCAGUACUACAAGCUUCCUGAUGACUGGGCGGCUACGCACUCAUGA
This is a messenger RNA of Penicillium canariense, 1251 nucleotides long. RefSeq names its product DUF3431 domain-containing protein. The coding region runs from base 1 to 1251 and encodes 416 amino acids. NCBI's taxonomy places the organism in Eukaryota, Fungi, Ascomycota, Eurotiomycetes, Eurotiales, Aspergillaceae. The record is from RefSeq and is a predicted model, not a curated record. The transcript has a single exon.